CCGGCCGGGCCCGGGACCGGGAUCUCCGCGGGGACGGCGCGACCCCCCACCUGUCGGAGCCGCCGCCCCGCCGGCCAGGGUGCAGUUCUGGUAGAUGAAGCUGCCUUACCCAACCCUGGCUGUCUAUUUACUCCCAGCCUCCUGCCUCCUCAAAUCAGAAGAGUAAAGGUGGAGUCACACAGGCGUCGGGAUCAGCCUUCCUGGAGAGACCCAGCCUAGGGAAAGGCAUUGGAGGAAGCCCAUUGCCCAGCCUGUCCCAGGAUGGAAGUCAAGGGUCAACUCAUCAGCUCGCCCACUUACAGCUCCCCAGCCCCCCUGCAAGGGAACGUGAGUCCAAAGGUGAAGAUGGAGCGGCUGCGGGAGCUGCUGGAGAAGCAGCGGGGACUGCAGGAGGCGCUCAGCUUGAAACUUAAGGAGCUCCGGAAAGUGUGUCUGCAGGAAGCGGAACUGACAGGCCAGCUGCCUGCAGAAUACCCCGCGGAGCCCGGAGAGCGGCCCCAUCUCUUGCGGCAGCGGCGGCCCCAGCGGCCCGUGUGCCCCCGGGGGGCCAGGGCAGAGGAGCUGCAGCUCGAGGCGCUGGAACGGGAGGUGUCAGUGCAGCAGCAGAUCGCGGCGGCGGCCCGCCGCCUGGUCCUGGCCCCGGAGCUGAGCGCCGAGCAGCGGCGCCGCCGCCGGCAGGUCCAGGCCGACGCGCUCCGGAGACUGCAGGAGCUGGAGGAACAGCUCAGCGAGGGCCGAGCGCGCCUCGGGGCCGGGGCCGGGAUCCCGCCCCUCACCCCCGCCUCCUCCGCUGGCCCGGGCCCCGCCCUGGGCCCCGCCCCGCGCCUCAUCCAGCUCGGCCAAGAAGAUGCUCUGCAUUCAGAGAGCAGCUCUCUAUCGGAAUCAGCCAGCCAUGACAACGAUGAGCCCCACGGCUUCCCCUCAGGGAAAGGGGGUCCCCAGAUGGAAUGGCCCUCGCCCCCCAAGGCCCGGGAUCAGCUGCGGGCAGUGUCCGGAGGUAGCCCCGAGCGGCGCCCCGGCUGGAAGAUACCGCCGAACGAGCUCUGUGGGGACCUGCGGAACCGCCGUAACUCCGUGGCCAGCCCCACCAGCCCCACCCGCACCCUGCCCAGGAGCGUCUCCAGCUUUGAGGGACGCAGCGUGCCCGCCACCCCCGUCCUUACCCGCGGCGCUGGGCCCCAGCUGUUCAGGCCCGAGGGCCUCCAGAGCCUCCACGCCCGCCAGUGGUCAGGUAGCCAGGACUCCCAGAUGGGCUUUCCCCGCGAGGGCCCGUGGGACCGGACCGCUCUCUUCGCCGCCCGCACACGCCGCAGCAACAGCUCCGAGGCCCUGAUCGACCGAGGGACUGGGCCGCCACCCGCUCCGGCUCCCGCCCCGCCUCCUUUCAAGAGCACCGAGGCCCUGCACGACCGGGCCUUCUCCUCCCGCACGGCCGGCCCGCCUGAGCCUCCCCGGGCUUCCCGGCCCAGCUCGGCCGCCCCCCGAGGCCCCCGGGCCCCUCCGGCCUACGGGGACCCGCUAUCGGACUACUACCAGGAACGGGGGCCGGGGCGGAGCUGGGGGGACCCGGAAGGGCCCGGGCACCUCUCCCGACGGGAUGCGCCCCCUCUGUUCUACGUGGACAGUCCCAUGCUGCGCAGCAAAGAGAACCAUUCCCGGGUGGGGCGCACCAAGUCCUGUGGACCCCCGGAAGGGCCUCUUCCCUUCUGGGCCCCGCCCCCACCAGGCCCCCUACCUGCUGCCCGCUUUCGCGGCCAACCGGACCACGGGGAGCGGAGCGCCCACAAAGCCCUGGCCCUGGAGGGGCUGCGGGACUGGUACAUCCGUAACGCCAGUGCGUACCCACGGGGGGUGCUGGAACGGAGGGCGCCCCCCGGCCUCUACCCCGGCCCUCGUUUCUAUGAGCCGGGGCCCCCGGAGCUCUAUGGCUACGGCGCCGUCCCCCCCUUUCCCCAUUCGCUGAGCUUCACCGCCCCCCCGCUCUCUGGCAGACACUACGCGGACUUCCUGUGUGCGCCGGAGCUGAGCUCCCACUUAAGUGACCUGAAGUUAGUUGACGGGGAGCGGUCCCCGGACACGGACCCUAAUACCCCCGGGACGCUGGUGUAGCCCCCUCGGGCCCCGCAGGGCCCGCCGCCUUGACCGGAGUACCUGGGAACCUGCAGGCCGGGGAGCCGGGGGCUUCUGGUGAAGGUGGAGGGGCUGGCGGGGCGGGGCCGACGGAGGAUUUCCGAGGAGGAUGCGACCGGCUGCGCCUCGUCUCGGAGCAGGAGCGCGGGUCGGCCCGCCCACCGCCCUCUCCGCUUCGUCUCCCGGUGGCAGCUGGUGAGGGCGAGGCCUCUCCGCUUCCCCUUCUCCGGGCUCAAACCGCUGGCUGGUUUUAGUGGGGAAGCCUGGUUAAAGAGAUCAGAUCCCUCACCUCUGUCUGCACUCGUUCCCUGUCCUCCCAGCUUUCUUUUCGUUCUGAUUUACAUUCCUCGGCUGAAGUAGGGCCUCCGGUUUGAAGGGCCUAUUCCCGGUUUCUCACCUGUCUCCUACUUCCCUCCAAAUUAGUCUAGCGAAACUGUGACGUUGAAGUCUUGGGCUGCGUCCCUCCCGCCCCAAAGAACAGCCCUGGGGUGAGGGGGAGUCCUGAAGGUCGGAUUUGAGAGUCUCCUUCCCCUCGGUCCCGGCUGACCGGGCCCUCCAGCUCUCCUCUGGUUUCCAUCCUCUCUCACCCUCCAUCUCCUACCCGAUCUCCAUCCUUUGCAGAUGGGAGGUGAGCACUUUAGGGGAAAGGGCUCCCCAGUGGAGCCCAACUUCCUCCUCCGGCCUCCCAGGGCAGAGAUGGUGGGCUCUCGGCCUAAGGCUUCCCUCCUCUUCCCCGUGGCCCGGGGCAGCAGAGAGCAGGGAGAGGGUAACACCCCCAGACUAGCAGGGACUCUGCUUCACCCCUGCGGAGCAUCUGCUGUGAGCACUGGGAAGGCUGGCCCUUUCUUGGGGACCUGCCCUCUUAUCCCCUAUCUCCCCUCCCCUCACUAUUCCGGGGGCACCAGCUGGCUCUCCCAGAGCAGCAGGUUUACCUUGAGUCCCUGGUUGUGAUUUUAGCUGUGACCCUGCCUCCCUUCAGUCCGUGAGUGAGCCUCCAGGGGCUUUGUACUGCAACUCACGCAAGGUGGGAUGGAGAGUGUGUGUGUGUGUGCGCGCGCGUGUGUGUUUUGUGUAGUUGUAGAUCGUCACGGCUGCAGGUGAGUAUACGUGUGUGGAUGGAGUUGGGGGGGCCCAAAGCAUGUGCCAGCGGGCAUGUUUUUCGGUGCGUAUACUGCUGCGUUGUGGGUGGAGUAUGGCUGGAGGUUCGUAUUCAUGUCUUCCCCAGCAGGAUACACAGCUCCUGCCAUCCGUGCUCCUGUCACUUUUUAAACAACUCCGCACAAGAUGUGUUUUCUACUGUGUUGGUCAGGCCCUCACCCGAACUGGGGGGCUCUAGAGGAAGGGGGUGGGGGCGGGGCCAGGCCCCUGUCGCUCAGUUAUUUUAUCCUUUCUUUUUUGUACAAGGGUUUAGGGGCUGGCUAGAACCUGCACACUGGAAUGAGUUUCUAUAAUAAAGAUGUAAAUUGCACCACCCA
Ornithorhynchus anatinus (platypus) is the source of this 3605-nucleotide messenger RNA. RefSeq names its product coiled-coil domain containing 120 (gene CCDC120). Bases 262 to 2109 code for a protein of 615 amino acids. The record is from RefSeq and is a predicted model, not a curated record. Lineage: Eukaryota; Metazoa; Chordata; Mammalia; Monotremata; Ornithorhynchidae. The transcript is spliced from 11 exons.